CCAUUCAGCCCUUCACAAAUGUGGGACUGUGACAUGAUUCCCUUCUCUUGCCAUGUCACAGUGCUGCACUGAACAUCCUACAUGUCCUAUUAUCCUGAUCCAACCUCUGCCAGGUAGAGUCUCUGUCUUCGGAUCCCCAGAAUGGACUGUGCUGUUAGAAAUCACAGGGACACUGCUGUUAAUGCAGGGAGCUGCUGUCCAUACUCAUCUAACAAUCUGACCUGAGAUCCUAAUGUGUUCAGUCAUUUCCCACCUCAAAUUCUCGAGUGAAUGCCAGGAUCCUUUUUCCUACUCUGGGCACCCAGGUCUCAGGCUUGCCACAAGUCACUGGGGUCUGGGGAUUUGGUCUGCGUUCUGGACUCCAACCCUCCUGUUGGCCAUAGUGCUGUGUCUGAUUCCAUGUCCUUCCUGUGUUCUACCUCAGGGUACAAAGGUUACACCCAGGAAUGAGAAUGAGAACUGUGUGGGGUGGACCAUUGAUGCAGGCCUGCUGAAGCAGCGAGUGGAGCACCUUGUGCCCGCCUUCUUGGGGAGAGACCCCACGUACGUCUCCACCUUCUUGGGCACGUACCCAACUUUUACUACCACCCAGCAGGUCCUGGAAGUGUUGUUUAUGAGAUACGGAUGCUUGCAUUCAGAGGCUGAGGAGGAUGGCGGACCCCGGGAGCAGGAGAAACUGGCCAUCUCCUCCAUCCUGGGCACCUGGCUGGACUACUACCCUGAGUACUUUUUCCAGCCCCCAGAUUUCAUCAGCCUGAAGGCACUGCAGGAAUAUGUAGGGGUCCACAUGCCGGGCUCUGAGCUGCAGCGCCGCGCCCGCCUUCUCUACUCAUGGUGGAGAAAGUGUGAGCCCAAUGAGCCAGAGUCUCUGGCUUUGGCAGCAGCUCUAGAGCCACAUCCACACGUCCCUCGGGAGCGAGCCCCCGCUAUCCCUGUGGUGCCCACUGCAGCCUCGCAGCCCAGGCUGCCUGAAGCCACCAGUUCUCCUGGAGCUCAGCGCGUACGAGAAUCGGAGACCCUCACUACAGCGUCCCCACCAGGGCAGGAGGUACUCCCAGCUCUGGCUGACAGACAGGAGCUGGAAGAGCCACCCGCCCCUUUGGUGGCCCCAGAGCAUGAGCAGCCCUCAGCCCCAGCCGGCGGGGUCACGGAAGGGCUGGAGCAACCACCUGCUGCAGCUGAGCAACCAGCCUCAGCUCCCCAACAGCGGCUCAUGUCGGCCGCAGCCCCAAAGGAUGAAUUCCCUGACCUUGUCAUGGCGUUCGUUGUCAUUUUUGUGGUUUGUAUAGAGAUAUUUACUGUCCUUAUGUAUUGUUUUAUAAGUAAAACAUAAAUUAACUUCAAAAUAAUUUUACUCUGAUCCUUUGAAAGUACACAUUGAAAUGCCAUUACGUAUAUUCAUAGAAUUAUACAACCAUGGCCACUAUGUUCUCCUAGAAUAUUUCCAUCACAGACACAUGUAUACUACCCAUCAGCCAUGGCUCAACCCUCACCCCGGUCUCUGCAACCACUGACCUCAGUUUCUGCUGCUUUAGCUCCUCUGGGGUUUUCAGGUGUGUGCAGUCACACACCAUGGCUUAUUGUGUCUGGCUACAUAACAUGAGAGUGAUUAAUAAUUGGUUAAAUAUUCAAUCAAACUAAUAUUUUUAGGACAGAGGAAUAUUCCCCAAAGAACAAAGAUUGUGGAAGCCUCCUACUUGAAAUAUCUUCAUUAUCUGGGAUAGGGAUCCCAUUUAGAAGUUUGACUUGAGAGCUAAAAGCCACAAGA
This is a messenger RNA of Neofelis nebulosa (Clouded leopard), 1768 nucleotides long. Its product is annotated as ral guanine nucleotide dissociation stimulator-like. The coding region runs from base 233 to 1333 and encodes 366 amino acids. The transcript has 4 exons. Lineage: Eukaryota; Metazoa; Chordata; Mammalia; Carnivora; Felidae. The record is from RefSeq and is a predicted model, not a curated record.